This is a messenger RNA of Eruca vesicaria subsp. sativa (arugula), 1452 nucleotides long. NCBI's taxonomy places the organism in Eukaryota, Viridiplantae, Streptophyta, Magnoliopsida, Brassicales, Brassicaceae. The record is from the annotation of a GenBank genome assembly.
GUCCAUUCUCCGAUUAGGUUUUUCGAAUUCUUCUUCCUCUCUCUUCAACCAAUCAAAACCCUAAUCCAAUCCAAUUUUCAAAAUGGGCGAACCUCAACCUUCUCAACCCCAAUCACCCAAACCCGAAAACCCUAACCCAAUCCCACCUCACAACUCCGACGACUCCGCCUCCAUCUCCGGCUCAAUCGUCUCAUCAACCACAAUCGAAACCCCAAGAAUCACCGACCUAACCAACGUCUCCUCCCCUCCUUCCAAAAUCCCACUCCGUCCUCGCAAAAUCCGAAAACUUUCUCCUUCUCCCAACAAGACGUCACCAAGACCUUUCAAACCAUCGAGGAUCCACGCAAAGUCUCUAACUUGCGAAGGAGAGCUCUCCGCAGCGAUAACCCAUCUCCGCACCGUCGACCCUCUCCUCUCUUCCUUAAUCGACACACACCCACCACCAAAGUACGAGUCUUUCACCACUCCCUUCUUAGCCCUAAUCAGAAGCAUCCUCUACCAACAGCUAGCCGCUAAAGCCGGGAACUCAAUCUACACACGCUUCGUCUCCCUCUGCGGAGGCGAAAACGGCGUCGUUCCGGAGAACGUCCUCCCCUUGACGCCUCAGGAGCUUCGUCAGAUCGGCGUCUCCGGGAGGAAAGCGAGUUACCUCCACGAUCUCGCGAGGAAGUAUCAGAACGGGAUCUUGUCGGAUUCUGGGAUUGUGAGCAUGGAUGAUAAGUCUCUGUUCACGAUGCUGACGAUGGUUAAUGGGAUUGGGUCGUGGUCGGUUCAUAUGUUUAUGAUUAACUCGCUUCAUAGGCCUGACGUGUUGCCUGUUAAUGAUCUUGGUGUGAGGAAAGGUGUGCAGAUGCUUUAUAACUUGCCGGAGGUGCCACGUCCUUCGCAGAUGGAGGGUCUUUGCGAGAAGUGGCGGCCGUAUAGGUCUGUUGGGUCUUGGUACAUGUGGCGGCUUGUUGAAGCUAGAGGGACGCCGUCUAGUGCUGCGGUGGGGAGUUCAGGUGGUGAUAUGUCGUUUCCACAGUUGGAAGAGAUGCAACAGCAACAGCAACAACAACAACAGUCUCAGCUUUUGGACCCUCUUAGUGUGUUCAGUAUCGGGGCGUGGGGCCAAACGUAGCUGGCUUGAUACCACAAGCUGUUGUCUUCCAUGGCGUUAGAGGGAUUCAUGUUCUAGUCUUCAGCUACUGUCAGGUGAAAAGGUCGAGUGUUCUGCUGUGAAGAAAUAAGAAUAAAGCAGUUACUUUUGUAGGUUGGGUUUCUUUUUUUUUUGAAAGAAUUGUAGGUUGGGUUUCUUAAGACACGAAACUGAAUGACUAUGCAGCAGAAAUCCUCUUAGCUAAGUGAAGAGUAUGUAAGUUUUAGUUUAGCUGAUGAACUUUGAUUUUUUGUUGUUGGAGACAUAAACGUGCUGUUUAAAGAAACUCUUAAUUCAUCUAAAACAGAUUCACG